AUGUAUCCUGCUGGCUUGGUGAGGAUACACACGUACCAACUAGAGCACCCACCCAGCAUUUUGAGUUCGGCGAAACAACAAAGCCACAGCAAGCAGGGCCAGACAGAACAGGCAGCAUUAUUCGGGGGAAUGGAAAUGGCCAAGCGAGGUUGCCAUGGUGGUCUGACUAAGUCGACCCUCCACCUCGCCGAGGCUUCCAAGACUCUUGUCCAAGAAUUUCUUCCAAGACUGCCCACGGAGCGGGAUUGUCGAGCCAAGGCCAUGACUGUGGUUAACUCCAGCAUGUGGAGAAGGAGGCAACACUGCGUGUUCUGGCUAUCCCAAUCAAACCAAUUGAAAGGGGCAGCAUAUUUUCCAAGACCAGAAAACCUGGAGAAUUUGCAGGAAUUAGGCGAGAAGGCCUGGGGAUUUGGGAGCUUGACUAAUAUUAAUAAUGAGCACGUUCUUUGA
Molecule: messenger RNA, 450 nt
Organism: Aspergillus puulaauensis
Lineage: Eukaryota; Fungi; Ascomycota; Eurotiomycetes; Eurotiales; Aspergillaceae
Exons: 1
Coding region: 1-450 (149 amino acids)
Source: RefSeq, a predicted model, not a curated record